AUGAACAUUUAUUCAGUUCGUGUUGAAUAUUUGCAUGAUAAUCGAAUAAAAAACUAUGAGGAUGGUGCUUUCUUAUUCCUCCCCAGCAUAAGUCACAUCGACCUCAAAGGCAAUAAGGAUUUGAUGUGUGGAUGUCACCUGCCAGCCUUGGUGAAAUAUAUGAGAAAUAACUAUAACAGAACUGUGAAUGUCAGUGGCGAGUGUCAGUCAGAUCUCGGCAAAAGAAUACCAAUACCGAAAUAUUCGCAAUGUACAAAUUACUCGUUGUUUCAACGGAAUUUACAGUGUCAGACAUGUUCAGGGAUGAUGUGCAAUCAUUCAGGAGUGACAAACUGUCCAGGAGCAGAGCCUGUUUGUCGGUUGACUUUAUCAAUGAAUGGUGUUACACUGAGGUUUGAAAGGUCCUGCAGCACAUACAGAAAAUGCGUGGAAGCUAUGAGAAACAAUAGCCACAGAUGCAAGAAAUGGACCGAUGGCACUUCCUGUACUGGUUGUUGCGUCGGAAACUUGUGUAACAAGAAUGACAUCAUUGGCUGGACCAAAUCCUUUGAAUUCCAUCUGAUUUUCAAAAAUCUCAACGAAUAUAAAAUCUCUGGUGAAAACAUGUCAAUAUCAAUUGAGAACGAAUUAUCAUCCUUGACGGGAACCUUCAGUGUUGAAUAUUGCAAUUCAGCAGAACGGAAAAAUAUAUUUACUAUAUACAGUGAGGUGGUCAGAAAUGUUACUAAAGAUGAGCUGAGGCACAACAUAUAUAAUGUUAUAAAUUCAUCCAAGACGCUGCAGGAUUUGGAAAUUCAACAGCAGAAUAUAGAAUUAAUUGAUGAAAGGUCUUGUAAUGAAGACACAACCUCAAAUAAUGGUAUUUUCCAUUGGCCAGUGACGAAAAUAGGAAGCAAUGCGACGAUUCCAUGCCAUGCAAAUGUAGCAACGAGACUCUGUUCUUCCAGGACGGUGAAGCAUCCAGAAAUGGCAUCAAACCAAUCUAGGACAUCACUAAAAUGUUCACCAUUUACUGGUAUCUGGCAAGAACCAGACAUGUCACAAUGUUACAAUACUGAGGGGAUCACUCGACGACUAAAAGACAUCAGAAGCCAAGACAUUGAUCAAAGGAAUAUCGCCAAUAUUUCGAAAGAGGCAUUGAAUGUUUCGCAGAAAUCAGUGUAUUUCAAACAACAAGAUAUUGACUUGGCUGUAGAUAUUCUCGAGAAAAUUGUGCCAUUGAACGCAUCGGCUGACACAAGACUGAAAAUUAUACGUGGUAUAAACAAUAUAAUAAACACACCAGAGAAGGUUUUGGCUGAGGCAGAACUAUCUAAUAGAAGUAUCAGCAGAAUGCUGGGCAUUAUAAAAAUAUUGCCAAAAACAAUUCCACUGGAAGAGCAGCAAGUCAACGUUUUAUACUCAAAUCUUGGUAUUGGUGUUUCCAAAGUGAAUCAGGAUAGUUUCGAUGGUCUUUUCUAUGGCGUUUCCUACGGAACUAAUGAAACGGAAGCAAACACACAGCUCUUUAACCACUCAUACUCUGACCAACAACAAGAUGAUAUACAGACACUUUCCUUUAUUUCCUUACCAAAGAGUUUACCAAAACAUCUGAAAGACGAACAAAGAUCAACCCUUGCAAGAGUAGUAUUUUACUCCAUGAGGAAUGAUAAGCUCUAUAGAGUAACACAAAACUCCAGUGCCAAAGGAAAUACUGAAAUUAACAGCCAUAUUAUUAGUGCCAGUAUCCCCAACGUUUCAAUAAGCAACCUUGAUGAACCAAUUAAUAUAUCAUUCAAUUUAAUAAACCAGAAUGCCGACAACCCAGAAUGUGUUUACUGGGAGGAAACUUCAGGAGAGGUUCCUCAUUGGGCAACAAAUGGCUGUAAAACAUCCGAUUAUGUACCUGGAAAGAAAGUAGUUUGUUCCUGCGACCAUCUCACAAGUUUUGCCAUAUUAAUGGAUGUCUACAGGAAUGAAGACGAUAGGAAAAAUGUUAAAUCCUUAUCUGAUAUAUCCAAUAUUGGCUGUGGAUUAUCAUUUGUCUGUCUUGUUCUUACAGUAAUAAUUCACGUUUGUUUCAAAAAGUUAAGGGAUUUAAUGACUUCAAAGAUUUUAAUAAGCUUGUGCGUUCCUUUAGCUGUCUCUAAUCUUAUCUUCGUUGUCGGGAUGCAACCAUACGUACAAGCAAUGGCUGUUUGUAAGGCAAUGGCUGCUCUGUUACACUACUUCCUUUUGACAUCUCUCAUGUGGACGUCUGUCGAGGCUAUUCAUUUCUACCUAAGCAUGGUUUUGGUAUUCAGAAAAUAUCAGGCAUCUUUUAUGAUGAGGAGUUCCAUUUUGGCCUGGGGUUUUCCAGCUGUGGCUGUUCUAACUGCACUGCUAGUUAACUACACAGACGGUUACGUCAAAAUUGGACAAGCUGUCAUAAUGUGUCAGGUCAAACCGAUAUGGAGGUUCUCGUUGUUAGAUAAGUUCCUCAAAGGCACAUCACUGACCAAUUGCAUCCAUAAACCUGAAUUUAGUGAUGAAGAGUCCAACGGGAAUGAAUGCGAAGACGGAUUACCUGAAGAACAAAUAAUCUUUCCUUGUCUUCCAAAUUUUAAAUGCAUGGAAUUUGAUGAGAAUAUAAGUAAACUUUUGCUUAGUGACACUCAAUAUAUUAAAGGAUAUAUUGAACAAAAUUCACAUAAAAUAAAUCAACAAAAUAGAGAUGGUGACACACUACUACAUCUGGCCUGUGCUCUCGGACACACAGAAAUUGCUGAACAUCUGUUGCAGCAGUCUGGCAUUGAUCGAUCAGUGCACACCCCUACAGUUGGCCUUGUCACGGGAGACACGGAGACAGUUAAACAUCUAUUGCAGCACUCUAAUAUUGAUGUAAAUGCUAAGGAUAGAAUUCAGGACACACCCCUACACCGGGCAUGUGACAAGGGACACGCAGAGACAGUUAAACAUCUACUGAAGCACUCUGCUAUUGAUGUAAAUGCUAAGGAUAGCGGUCAGUACACACCACUACACCGGGCCUGUGUCAAGGGACACACGGAGACAGUUAAGCAUCUACUGAAGCACUCUGCUAUUGAUGUAAAUGCUAAGGAUAGCGAUCAGUGCACACGACUACACCGCGCCUGUGUCAAAGGACACACGGAGACAGUUAAGCAUCUACUGAAGCACUCUGCUAUUGAUGUAAAUGCUAAGGAUAGCGAUCAGUGCACACCACUACACCGGGCCUGUGUCAAAGGACACACGGAGACAGUUAAGUAUCUACUGCUGCACUCUGCUAUUGAAGUAAAUGCGAAGGAUAGAAUUCAGGACACACCACUACACCGGGCCUGUGUCGAGGGACACACGGAAACAACUAAACAUCUACUGCAGCACUCUGCUAUUGAUGUAAAUGCUAAGGAUAGCGGUCAGUACACACCACUACACCGGGCCUGUGUCAAGGGACACACGGAGACAGUUAAGCAUCUACUGAAGCACUCUGCUAUUGAUGUAAAUGCUAAGGAUAGCGAUCAGUGCACACCACUACACCGGGCCUGUGUCAAGGGACACACGGAGACAGUUAAACAUCUACUGCAGCACUCUGAUAUUGAUGUAAAUGCUAAGGAUAGAAUUCAGGACACACCACUACACCGGGCCUGUGUCACAGGAGACACGGAGACAGUUAAGCAUCUACUGCAGCACUCUGAUAUUAAUGUAAAUGCUAAGGAUAGAAUUCAGGACACACCACUACACCGGGCCUGUGUCACAGGAGACACGGAGACAGUUAAGCAUCUACUGCAGCACUCUGAUAUUAAUGUAAAUGCUAAGGAUAGAAUUCAGGACACACCACUACACCGGGCCUGUGUCACGGGACACACGGAGACAGUUAAGCAUCUACUGCAGCACUCUGAUAUUAAUGUAAAUGCUAAGGAUAGAAUUCAGGACACACCACUACACCGAGCCUGUGUCACAGGAGACACGGAGACAGUUAAGCAUCUACUGCAGCACUCUGAUAUUAAUGUAAAUGCUAAGGAUAGAAUUCAGUGCACACCACUACACCGGGCCUGUGUCAAGGGACACACGGAGACAGUUAAGCAUCUACUGCAGCACUCUGAUAUUGAUGUAAAUGCGAAGGAUAGCAAUCUGUACACACCACUGUACCGGGCCUGUGUCGCGGGAAACACGGAGACAAUUAAACAUCUACUGAAGCACUCUGAUAUUGAUGUAAAUGCUAAGGAUAGCAAUCUGUACACACCACUACACCGGGCCUGUGUCACGGGAGACACGGAGACAGUUAAACAUCUACUGCAGCACUCUGCUAUUGAUGUAAAUGCUAAGGAUAGCAAUCAGUACACACCACUACACCGGGCCUGUGUCACGGGAGACACGGAGACAAUUAAACAUCUACUGCAGCACUCUGCUAUUGAUGUAAAUGCUAAGGAUAGCAAUCUGUACACACCGCUAUACGUGGCCUGCGUCACGGGAGACAUUGAGACAAUUAAACAUCUACUGCAGCACUCUGAUAUUGAUGUAAAUGCUAAGGCUAGCGAUCUGUACACACCACUACACUGGGCCUGUGUCACGGGAGACACGGAGACAAUUAAACAUCUACUGAAGCACUCUGAUAUUGAUGUAAAUGCUAAGGAAAGCAAUCAGUGCACACCACUACACCGGUCCUGUGUCGAGGGACACACAGAUACAGUUAAACAUCUACUGCAGCACUCUGAUACUGACGUAAAUGCUAAGGAUAGCAAUCAGGACACACCACUACACCGGGCCUGUGACAAGGGACACGCGGAGACAGUUAAAUAUCUACUGCAGCACUCUGAUAUUGAUGUAAGUGCUAGGGAAAGCAAUCAGUAUACAUCACUACACUGGGCCUGUGUCAUGGGACACACGGAGACAGUUAAGCAUUUACUGCAGCACUCUGAUAUUGAUGUAAAUGCUAAGGAUAGCAAUCUGUACACACCACUAUACCGGGCCUGUGUCGAGGGACACACGGAGACAGUUAAACAUCUACUGCAGCACUCUGAUAUUGAUGUAAAUGCUAAGGAUAGCAAUAGGUGCCCACCACUACACCGGGCCUGUGUCGAGGGAGACACGGAGACAGUUAAGCAUUUACUGCAGCACUCUGAUAUUGAUGUAAAUGCUAAGAAUAGCGAUCUGUACACACCACUACACCGGGCCUGUGUCGAGGGACACACGGAGACAGUUAAGCAUCUACUGCAGCACUCUGAUAUUGAUGUAAAUGCUAAGAAUAGCGAUCUGUACACACCACUACACCGGGCCUGUGUCGAGGGUUACACGGAGACAGUUAAACAUCUACUGCAGCACUCUGAUAUUGAUGUAAAUGCUAAGAAUAGCGAUCUGUACACACCACCACACCGGGCCUGUGUCGAGGGACACACGGAGACAGUUAAGCAUCUACUGCAGCACUCUGAUAUUGAUGUAAAUGCUAAGAAUAGCGAUCUGUACACACCACUACACCGGGCCUGUGUCGAGGGACACACGGAGACAGUUAAACAUCUACUGCAGCACUCUGAUAUUGAUGUAAAUGCUAAGAAUAGCGAUCUGUACACACCACUACACCGGGCCUGUGUCGAGGGACACACGGAGACAGUUAAGCAUUUACUGCAGCACUCUGAUAUUGAUGUAAAUGCUAUGGAUAGCGGUCAGUUCACACCACUACACCGGGCCUGUGUCAAGGGACACACAGAUACAGUUAAGCAUUUACUGAAGCACCCUGCUAUUGAUGUAAAUACUGAGGCUAUCAAUGGGUACACACCACUCCACCAGGCCUGGGACAAGGGACACACGGAUACAGUUAAUCUCUUACUGCAGCAUCCGAGCAUUGAUUACUAUAAAAGAGAUACAUCUGGUCACACACUACUACAUCAGGCAGUUCUAAGACAAAGCUAUGAUGUGGUUGGCAUUGAUGCUAUCCCAGGAUUCAGUGAAAUUGAACAUAACAAACUGGGAUGGUAUAACACCAUUUCUUCAAGCUGUCUCUAGCGGCAACUUCAGAAUAAUGCAGGAAUUCAUUUCUAAAGGAACAGAGGUAAAUGUGAUCGAUAAUAUCGGAAACAAUUGUCUUCACCUUGCGGUGAGGAAAGAGGGGUUCCAUUCUGAGGGUGAAUCCUUAACUGUCUUGGAUAAGGUAAGUUUUAAAAUUAUUUGUAAAUAUAUAUACGUGUGGAUUUAUUUAUAAGAGAUAGAAAGAGAAACAGAGAGACAUGAUGGCAACCUUUAGAAUGCAAGUGCCAUGAUAAAUACAUCCAUUCCAUUCUAUGAGGGAUUCCGAAAAAACAGCCCCCUGUCUUACUUCUUGUACACAACAUUUAUCCUCUGGCUUCUU
Octopus sinensis (East Asian common octopus) is the source of this 6316-nucleotide messenger RNA. RefSeq lists its product as uncharacterized. Gene Ontology annotation, molecular function: G protein-coupled receptor activity; protein binding. Bases 1 to 5973 code for a protein of 1990 amino acids. The record is from RefSeq and is a predicted model, not a curated record. The transcript has 26 exons. Gene Ontology annotation, biological process: G protein-coupled receptor signaling pathway; cell surface receptor signaling pathway. NCBI's taxonomy places the organism in Eukaryota, Metazoa, Mollusca, Cephalopoda, Octopoda, Octopodidae. Gene Ontology annotation, cellular component: membrane.